AUGCAGCCAGACCGGGGAGCAGCAGCCCACACCAUCGUGGCGGCUCUCCUGCUCCUGCUGAUGGGGGGUGCCCGCGCCCAGAGCAACGGGAGCGACCUGGGGUUUGACUACUUGCUGCUGGCGAGGAUGUGGCCCGCCACCUUCUGCGAAAGCACCAAGUGCGACCAGCCGACGUACAACCUCUUCACCAUCCACGGCCUGUGGCCCAACAGCGCCAGCGGCGACGACCCCGUCGACUGCGACAAGAGCGACGCGUUCAGCCGAGACCUGCUGACCCCGGAGCAGCUGGGGCGGAUGUCUUGCGAGUGGAAGAGCUUCAAAGGCUCCAACAACGGCUUCUGGUCUCACGAGUGGUCCAAGCACGGCACCUGCGCCAAGCCGCUGUUCCAGAACGAGAGCGGCUACUUUGGGGCGGCGCUGGCGCUGAGCGAGCAGUACGACCUCAACGAGGCUCUCGCCAGCAACGGCCUCAACCCGCUGGCGGCGACGGCCGCCACCCAGGCGCAGGUGCAGGGCAUAUUGGAGAAGGAAUGGGGCGUGACGCCCAUACUGACCUGCUACAAGGGGGCGCUGCAGGAGGUGCGCAUGUGCUUUGGCACAGACCUCAAGCCCAUCGACUGCCCCGGCGGCGGCGGCUCCUGCUCCUCCAAGGGAGCCCUGGACCUGCCCUACGGAGGAGAGAUGCCCCCCGUGUGUGCCUCAUACUUUGACGGCGUGCCCAGUGCUAGCAACGUGGCGGCGCCCGCCACCGGCAGCUCGCCCUCGCCGCCGCCGCCGCCCUCGCGCGGCGGCCGGCCGGCCCCCGGCGCCGCGGCGGCGCUCCUGCUGGCGGCGGCGGCGGCGGCGCUGGCGGCGCUGUGA
Molecule: messenger RNA, 861 nt
Organism: Chlorella variabilis
Lineage: Eukaryota; Viridiplantae; Chlorophyta; Trebouxiophyceae; Chlorellales; Chlorellaceae
Exons: 7
Coding region: 1-861 (286 amino acids)
Molecular function (GO): ribonuclease T2 activity; RNA binding
Source: RefSeq, a predicted model, not a curated record